AUGAGCGACGCGUACCACAAGACCUCGACUAAAGAAGAUGAGAAAGCUGCCCUCGGCCGUAUUCGGAACUCGAUGAAGAAGAGAACGGGCGCAGUUUCCCAGUCGGAAGACCAGGCAGCCGAUCGUAUAGACGCAAGUCGUCUUGUCGUUGUCUCGCCCAACUCGGUGCCUGGUUCAUCCUGCCCAGGGACACUAGAUGCGGUGACGGAAUCAGGAUUUCUGGGUAGGGAAGAGAAGAGGUUGCUUUAUCAAACCACGUGUUUCCAGUGCUUGCUCGAACACUGCACACAGGAAAAGUUAAAGGAGAUCAUUUGGAUACACCCGAAAGUCUAUGAUGUGCGCGUUGCACCGACUCGCACAUUUAGCUCGCCGGAUCCAACUCGUGCCCAUUGGAUGUUGAGGCAUCUUGAAAGCCGAGGCAUUCAAGCUAUCACGUCGAAUUGUGAGGAUCAGGAUGCUAUCUGCUGUGGUAUGUUGUCCGGUAUGCAAGGCGCUAUCUUCAUUCCGGCAGAAAAGAUUCCCAAGAUAAGUAGCAGUAAGAUUACCGUUUAUUCUCCCCCAUGGUGGCUAGAACUGGUGAAUAACACCGGAGAUCCUAGACAAUAA
This is a messenger RNA of Paecilomyces variotii, 606 nucleotides long. RefSeq lists its product as hypothetical. The transcript has 2 exons. The record is from RefSeq and is a predicted model, not a curated record. Bases 1 to 606 code for a protein of 201 amino acids. NCBI's taxonomy places the organism in Eukaryota, Fungi, Ascomycota, Eurotiomycetes, Eurotiales, Thermoascaceae.